UCUCAAAAUUCAAUGUGUUUCUUCAGUGAUUGUGUGGCAACAAAUAGUUGAAGUGUGUUCGUCGAAGACAUCAUGGCUGACAUUAACAAGUUCAACGCGUGGAGCUCAAAUUUAAUAGACGAGUUCCACGGUAUGGUACAGAAACAUCAUCUGUCAUUGGACAAUUUCUGCCGUGUCGGAACCAUGCUGGAAGCUGCUGGGAAAAUUUACGGAUUCAGGGUCGAUAGCGUGCAUGCCGAAGUCAUUCGCAUGUCCAGUGGCAUCCGGCGAGAGAGCCUCGGACAAAGUUUCAUGGAUUCGACCGCAACGAGCGACUUGCCAGCUGAUAUCAGUGCUCAGUAUAUUCAACCGAUUCGGCGAAGACGUCUGGCAUGCGCAACCGUUGUCGGAAAUGGAGAUUCCAUCAACGCACCAUUACAAAUCUUGGAAGAACUGAAGUGUCCGUUGGAUCGUAUGAUUGGAACCGACGAAAUAUCGGCGAGAAGUCUUUUUCAACAAGUUUUGUGUUCCGAUCGCUACGCAUGGACAUUGCAAUCAAAUCACAAAUUUUGGAUGGAUCGGAAUGUGGUGAAUGGAUUGGAUGGAUUCAAUGAGUUGGACGUAGCAAAUGUGGACUUGUCGGUGCUGAAUUGGAUUCCAUCAAUAGCCGAUGUUGUCAGACCGAGGCUGUGCGGGUAUCAAUUGGCGAAUACACCGCGCGACCAUUUUCGUUACUUCGAAUCAUUCACUACCGUCACAUUAAACCGGCCGGAUUUGCAAAUCAUCCACCAGCCUGUGGAUCUGGAUAUAGAUGUCCCACUCACCACCGCUUCAUUGAACCAUCCGGAUGUGGAACACAAUUAUCAGCCUGUGAAUGUAUGUGAUGAUCAUGUGCCACUGAGCAAUUUCGAUCCAGCAUCGCCGAACAAUUUAGAGUUACCGGUGCCUACGAUUGGUGUUCCACUCUCCACUGCUACAUUGAACCAGCCGGAUUUGGAAGGCAACGAUGUGGAUAUGGAUUUACAUUUCGAUAUAGAUGUCAAUCCGGCACCAGUGAACAAUUCAGAGCGAACGAUGCCCGAAAUUGGUGUUUCAUUCGACGAAGACGAUCGAAAUGCGUUACGUCGAUGUAGUGUAUUACGUCCGAACACUUCUGUAGCUGAUGACCUGCGACCAUUGACUUCAACUCCGCUGUCAUAUUCGUAUCGUCGUCUCAGCGAUGUCCCAUUAUCAACUGAUGCUGGACAUUGGACACUGCCAUCCAUAAUGCACUCGAGCAGCGAGGAACGUGCAACAACAAGACGACGUAGACGCAGAAAGAUUGUGAAAAAGGAUGAACCGGUUCUCUUAACACAUGCACCUAGCGAUAGCGUCGAACAGAAUUUCAUGUCGGUGGAUGAUUCACGAACCAAAUCGAUUCGGAAAAGUCAUCAAGACAAGUGGAAAUUGACAAAUUUAACGAUGCCAUCGAGAAUGGGCCACUCCACGGCGGUGAAUUUUUUGCCAUUGAUGCUCGGUUGUGAGAGAGAACCGACUGAAGAGACUGCAUCGGAUGCCGUUAUCGAUUCGGUCAGAGAUAAUGAGGCCGAAUUUCAAGCUGAUGAUGUGGAUGAAGGCAUGGAAGUCGACAUGGAUCCGGUCGUUGUGACUCCAGCAAACAUUUCAGUUGACACUGAUGUCGAGAUGUCUAUUGAGGGGGCACCACCGAAUGUGGAUCACGUCUAUGCUAUUGUGCCACCGAUGCCUCAAACACCGUUUCCGAUCACACGACCGAAUGUCAACGUGAAAGCGAUCACCAAACAAUGCCUGGAAAUAAUCUGUGCACUGGAGGCAGCCGGUGGUGAACCAACAUUCGGCGAGGUUUAUAGACAAUUGGAAGCCGAUGGUGAAACAAGAACGCCAGCUCUAGUCUUUUCGUCCAUUCUGGAGCUAGCCAACCGAAAUAAUUUCCGACUGGAGAAAAUCGGCGACACAAACGAUUUCGUCAUCAAGCGAAUUUGAAAAAUAUUUUCGCGGUUUGUUGAAUGGCCUGUGUAGUGGAGAAUUGUCCGUUCGGGCUGUUCUCGUUUUUGUAGUUUAAAUUUUUGGAUUUUUUCCGUGAUUCAAAACGUUGAGGGUAAAGUCGUUUUUGUAGUUCAAUUUAUUGUUGAAGAUUGUUGAUAGUUGUUGUGCAAUUUAUUUAAUUUAAGUUAUUUAUCGUAUGCAUGCUAGCCAUCGUAAGCCAUCUUAAAACCGUCAUGGUCGUUGUUAUUAUUGGUAUAAACCUCCAAAUAAAUUAAUUUUUUUU
Bradysia coprophila is the source of this 2266-nucleotide messenger RNA. RefSeq lists its product as uncharacterized. The record is from RefSeq and is a predicted model, not a curated record. Lineage: Eukaryota; Metazoa; Arthropoda; Insecta; Diptera; Sciaridae. Gene Ontology annotation, cellular component: condensin complex. Gene Ontology annotation, molecular function: chromatin binding. Gene Ontology annotation, biological process: mitotic chromosome condensation.